ACGACCCCCCCCCCGAGGUGGUUGGGCACCGGUUGUAAGGUCGACCCGUCUCCUUGGCUCUCCACCCGAGACUGACGACGGUUGAUGCUGCUCUGCUGCACCUGGAAGGACGGACGCAUGGGAGAGGAGGAAGCCGGAGAAAGUUUGCCCGUGUGUGCGGCGUGCAAGUCGAGGAUCUACGAUGAGCGGUACCUUCAGGCGCUCGGCACUGACUGGCACACCGUCUGUUUCAGAUGCUGUGAGUGCAGCACCUCGCUGUCCCACUGGUACUACGAAAAAGACGGGCGGCUCUUCUGCAAAAAUGACUACUGGGCCAAGUUUGGGGAGUUGUGCCACGGCUGCAGUGACCUGAUCACCACUGGCCUCAUUAUGGUCGCAGGGGAGCAAAAAUACCACCCCGAAUGCUUCACCUGCCUGAACUGCAGGACGUUCAUCGGCGAUGGAGACACGUACGCUCUGGUGGAGAGGUCCAAACUCUACUGUGGUCACUGCUACUACGAGACCAUCGUCACGCCCGUGUCGCUGCCGGACUCGCCGUGCUCCCGCAUCCCUCACACGGUCACGCUGGUGUCGAUCCCCGCGUCCGCCGACGGUACCAACGGGCGCCGCGGGAGGGGCUUCUCCGUGGCCAUCGACCAGCCGCCCGGCCGGAACGAGGACCGCGGCCCCGAGCUCGGACGCACAGUCAGGGUCUCUCAAGUGGAUGCCGACUGCAUCAGCCCAGAUGUGAAAAAUUCCAUCCACGUGGGAGACCGCAUCCUCGAAAUCAACGGGACGCCCGUCCACAACGUUCCUUUGGACGAGAUCGACCUCCUCAUUCAAGAGACGAGUCGGCUGCUCCAGCUCACCAUCGAGCACGACCCCCACAGUCGGGUGGAAGAGGGGAGCUCUUCGGCGGUUGGAGAGCAGGUGGACGGCCCCCUGGCCCUCCCCGUGUCUGGGGGGCCCGGCCCCACCCUGCCCAUCACGCAACCCCCCAUCGCUGACAUCAGCAACUUGAAAUCGCGCCUCGUCACGCGGAGCUACAGCAUCGACAGGUCGCCGGGUUCCAGCGAAGCCGCGUCGCCCGUCUCGCCGAGGAAGGACAUCAACCGCUCCGAGUCGCUUCGAGUGGUCUCCAACCGGACCCACCGCAUCUUCCGCCCGUCGGACCUCAUCCACGGGGAGGUGCUCGGGAAGGGCUGCUUCGGACAGGCCAUCAAGGUGACCCACAGGGAAACGGGGGAGGUGAUGGUCAUGAAAGAGCUGAUCCGCUUCGAUGACGAGACGCAAAGAACCUUCCUGAAAGAGGUCAAGGUCAUGCGUUGCUUGGAUCACCCCAACGUGCUCAAGUUCAUUGGCGUCCUCUACAAAGACAAGCGGCUCAACUUCAUCGCAGAGUACAUCAAGGGAGGCCCCUUGAGGGAAGUCAUCAAGAAAAUGGACAGCAACUACCCGUGGAACCAACGCGUCAGUUUUGCCAAGGACAUCGCUGCCGGGAUGUCGUAUCUGCAUUCCAUGAACAUCAUCCACCGAGACCUGAACUCUCACAACUGUCUCGUCCGUGAGAACAACACGGUGGUGGUGGCGGACUUCGGCCUGGCGCGGCUCAUGGUGGACGACAAACUCGAGGACAAAUUUCCGCAGGGCAAACUGCCGGGCCUGAAGAGGCCCGAUCGCAGGAAGAGGUACACGGUGGUGGGGAACCCCUACUGGAUGGCCCCCGAGAUGAUCCACGGAAAAAGUUACGACGAGAGGGUGGACAUCUUUUCGUUCGGUAUCAUGCUAUGCGAGAUCAUCGGCAGGGUCAACGCCGACCCCGACUACCUCCCCAGGGCGGUGGACUUCGGGCUGAACGUGUCGGGCUUCCUGGAACACUACUGCCCCCCCGAUUGUCCCGUCGCCUUCUUCCCCAUCGCCGCCGCGUGCUGUGACCUUGACGCCGAUAAACGCCCGGCUUUCUCCAAACUGGAGGAAUGGUUGGAGAACCUGAAGAUGCACCUGGAAAUGGGUCUGCCGCUCGUGUCGGAGGCGGAGCAGCUGCAUAAGGCCUUCUGGGAGAGCAACGGCGUCCCGCGGCCCGAGAACGGCCUGCACGUCCACCCGGAACAGCCGGAGUAAGGCGGGGGACUGGGGGGGGGGGGGGGGACCGGAGAGAGUCCGAAGCGGCGGGCGGCGUCCUCGAGGCAAUCGCGUAUACGUACUGUAGUCGCUCCCCCCUCGCGACCCGUGCGCCCUGGUUUAGACUCGGGGGCGUGGAGGGGGGUCAGCGUGCAUCUGAAAAGCCACUUGGAGUUCGAGUUCGAGUCCAGUGGUGAGACUUCUCCCAUGACCGCUUGAUUCUACUGCACACGAUGCUGAAAAUACGGCAAUGACGUUCGCAAUCAGCAUCCGCCUUUCUAAUAAUAACUCUGGUCGUGGAUGAUCUCGAUAUACAAUUGCAGUUCCAGGUGUGUGCGUAUAUAUUCAUGUGGCCAAAACAACGAAGCAGGCAAAAAAAAAAAUUAAAAAAGAAAGUCUGGGCUUCUGUCGAGCACGUCACGCACGACACGCGUUUUUGCAAGCGUGACUUUGAUCUCAUAGCGAGGUCGUCUCGAGAGUGCAUGACUGUACAUUUUGGUUUCAUUUUCAUUCGUCCUGUCCGAAAAUUGUUCAUCCUGAUUGUGUAGCACUGAUUCAACUGUGAGGGACACACACACACAUAAACACGUGCACUCACGCGCACGGCUAAGGCUAAAGCUAAAGCUAAAACGCGUCAUCGUCCUACCCGAUAUUGUGGCGUCUUCAAUAUUCCAACUCGCUCCGGUGUGCGUCAGCGGCGACAUUGUAAAUGUGUUAAAUAUUGUACAUGUAAAGACAUAUUUUGUAUACAUAUUUGAAUGAAUGCCAUAUUCUUAUUGGCCGGCCCCACUUUACGGAAGUUGCAAAGUUUUGACGGACGAUUUGCGUGUACUUUUUACUCCCGUUUGCGCUCGUCCCGCGUUUUCAUCCGGCGUCGAAUCAUUUCCGUUCCCUUUUGGAAUAUGAUGAAAACGCCCUUCAAAUUCUGAAAAGAGGAGAUACUGUAUACAGUAUAUUUUUACGUUGUUCCUUUGAGCAAUACCAGAUACUGGCUCACAAGUUUGCGACGUGCACGACGGGGCCGCGUUGGAAAUUCUCGCGUCCACAAAAUUUCUCACUCGCACCUUUUAAAUCUGUUGGCUGUAAACUGCAAAAAAAAAAUAAUAAUAAUAAUAAUGAUAAUAAUCACUCUUAUUUCUGGCUUACGCUCACACAAGCUGCAUGGUACAAUUCCGAACGUCGGGUCCGCCUUCUAAGCCUGAAUAUUGUGACGUUUUGAAAUGGAUAUUUCAAAAACAGCAUCUCUUUUUUUGAUAGAUAUCGCUAUGGAAACCACUGAAAUCUUUUGUAUCGAUUUUAUUUGCACUAUAUUAACCAAAUGGCUUGUUUAUGCCAUGUUUUUGUUGAUGUUUUUUUCCCUUUUUUGGGCUACUUGUGAUAAUUAGAAGAUGAUGUUGGUUCAGGUUGAUGCGAAGACACUGGUUGAAAUAUUUGGGACGUUUUUGGGGAAUCCAACCCCCUCGACAUCAAACUGGACUUGAUUUAUGAAAAUGUAACAGCUUGCGUCAUUUGGAUCGCUAAAUAACAUUUUAAAGGUGUCCAGUUUGAAUGCGCGGGGGGCGUUUCCCCGCGUUUGCUUCUCCCAGCUCCGCUUGCUGCCUUGCUCAGUGGUCUCUCGUCAGGCGUGUCGUUUGUAAGCGUUGCAAACACUGAGCGAGUCUUUUUUUUUUUUUUUUUUUUUUUUUUUGGCCCAAAGCGCACCCGAACGUUGACGUCUUCUGGCUCAGGGCCGUCCCCUUUUUCCCCGGUUGUUCCGUCAAUCCGCAGCACGACAGCAGACGACGAGAGCGAAAGCGCCUGCGACGGCUUUUAACGGCCGCUGUUGAAAAACGGCUCAACGCCGCGGCUAAUUUCUGGCGCGAGCGCGUCGAUGAUGUCUCGGUGAGGUCGGCGCGGUGAUGGACGAGCGGUGGCGUCUCUGGCAUGAAAAGUUGAGCGGGGCGACACGCGGGCCAAACCUGCACAAGAAAUGAUAUCUCAAAAUCUGGAAGAGAAUCCGUUUUAUUUCGUAGCUUUACAUGUGAAGGCUGUGAAUAAAAACUUGGCUUCCAAAUGAAAGUAUGACUCACCGGCGCCGUUCACGUCGACCUUUCAUCUCCGGUCCAAUAAUCCCACGUAUGAAUUCAUUUUCAAAUGGACAACAUGGCCAGUGCAUUUAAUCUCUGCUGGUCUAUUGUGGUUCUCGUCGCUGUCUUGAUGUUUUUUUAAGCGUUGAAAAGUUUCUGACACGGUUGUUUGUCAUGAUCAUUUUGGGCAGUGACGCGUUGGGUUAAUGCAUCAACUUAACUGCAGCCGUGGCACGGCGUCGCCAGUACCCAACUCUUGAGUGACUGCUCAGUUGAGUUUCUUGCUUCCAGGUGGCCAAAUUUUAGUCGCGCUUUUCAAAUUCAGCUCAUGGAAAUGACUUUCUGAACUGGAACUACAGAAAGUGUGCAGUCCACCGGUUGUGCUGCUGCUUCUGCCCCGUAUCAUGAUUUUGCAUUCAAGCACGUACUAAUGCUCGCAGGCACAUGCUCGUAUUCCUCAUUGUGCGCUUCAAUGGCACAUUUAUGAGGGCAAUUUAACUGUCCCACGCAAAUUCGGUUUCGGGGAAUCCGCAACAUGUGAGCCACGGCCAGACCUUCAAAAGAUAUUUCAGAUCUUUGAAUCCGGUUGUAGGCCUUUUAGCAUCUCGAGGAAAGCAAAACAGUGAUUUUCUGAUCGCGUAUCUGGUCAGCCACGGUUUCCUCUCGAACCUUUCGAGGUUUUGUCCUUUGCUGCUUGAACGAUGUUAAAAAUCCACCGGCUGACGCGGUCCCAAACGUUUAAUUUCUCAUUUUUUUGCUCAAGCGGCAAAGUGCUAAAUUGAGCCGUCAUCAAAAUAUGGGCAUCGUUCAUUUUUUUUUUUUUUUUUUUUAUGAGUUGCUUUUAUUCGUCUUUUAAGCUCGCCCCCACAACUGAACGUUUGUUACUGUCAGUGGCCGAUUUCGGACUGGGCGACACUUUUUCAGUCGAAAUUACUGAAAUUUGUGAUUGAUUUUGGUAAAGCCUUUUGGAUUAUGCAAAAUGUUUCCAACGGCAUUGCCUGAGCAAAAUCAUUGGUAUUCAUAAUUCUGGAUAUUAUUCUUCGUGGUGAGAAUGAUUUUUGAGGCCGCCAGCGCCAUCUGGUGGGGCCCCCGAAUGCAGAGACGCCACUGUGGAUUAGAAUGUUGCCGCGGCCCUUCUUUGCAAAGGAUCAAUACCUCUGAUCAAUGCUGUGCCUUUGUUGUAAGCUAGCCUUGCUAAUGACUUGAAAAUGACCUGCUUUCCUGAUUAUUAUUUGUAUUUAUUUCAUCUGUUUAUUUUUUUCUGUAAUGUACCAUUCGUGCAAGCCUGACUUCAGUGGACUGAAUAUCAUCGCUGAUCGUGUUAAGAUUUUCUUCCAGUCCAAUCUCAUAUUUAUAUUUUCUGUACCCUCACUCUCCUGUUUUGAUAUUACACCUUUUUUUUCUCGUCUUCUUUAAUUUUUACACAAGCUGUGAAUACAAUUCUGCACUUUAAAUUCUGAACGUGGACAUUCAAACUCCUGAGGAGGCGAGUGUUUGUUUGUUUGUUUCUGUUUUUUCUUUUUACUUUUUGCCACAGGUGGAAAAUAAAAUUGUU
Messenger RNA from Syngnathoides biaculeatus (alligator pipefish), 5721 nucleotides. RefSeq names its product LIM domain kinase 1a (gene limk1a). The coding region runs from base 85 to 2100 and encodes 671 amino acids. Gene Ontology annotation, biological process: protein phosphorylation; actin cytoskeleton organization; positive regulation of stress fiber assembly. Gene Ontology annotation, molecular function: protein serine/threonine kinase activity; protein binding; ATP binding. The transcript has 16 exons. NCBI's taxonomy places the organism in Eukaryota, Metazoa, Chordata, Actinopteri, Syngnathiformes, Syngnathidae. The record is from RefSeq and is a predicted model, not a curated record. Gene Ontology annotation, cellular component: cytoplasm; neuron projection; nucleus.